Messenger RNA from Aegilops tauschii subsp. strangulata, 411 nucleotides. The record is from RefSeq and is a predicted model, not a curated record. Lineage: Eukaryota; Viridiplantae; Streptophyta; Magnoliopsida; Poales; Poaceae.
AUGGACAUAGAGACGGAAGAGGGGCUCGAUCUGAGCCUGUCGCUGCGCCAGUACUCGCCGCCGAGGUCUCAGCCGGUGUUCGCGUGCGGCUACUGCCCCGCCAAGUUCAGGAGCCCGCAGGCGCUCGGCGGCCACCAGAACGCGCACAAGCUGGAGCGCCACCUGUCCAGGCGGGCCAUGGGGCUCUCGUCAGUGGCGGCGGGAUUGCUUGGUAAGGCCGCCGGUGAUGACCACCGCGCUCCGCUGCGCCCGGGCGCCCACGCGUGCGGAGCCCUCGCGUGGGGAGCAGGAGGGAGGAUCCACCCUCGUCGACAUCGCCAGCAGGGCACGGGUACUGGUGCGGGAGCAGCCUCGUCCGGGACAAGAAGAGGCAGCGAAGAGCUUGCGGACGAGGCGAUUGACCUGCGCUGA